Molecule: messenger RNA, 2478 nt
Organism: Trichoderma gamsii
Lineage: Eukaryota; Fungi; Ascomycota; Sordariomycetes; Hypocreales; Hypocreaceae
Exons: 2
Coding region: 1-2478 (825 amino acids)
Biological process (GO): transmembrane transport
Molecular function (GO): oligopeptide transmembrane transporter activity
Source: RefSeq, a predicted model, not a curated record
AUGGCCGACCAGCAAGACUCUAUCCAUGCUCAUGGCGUAGCGGAUGAUAAGGGGAUCGGGGAGAGAGAAAAGCAUCAUGAGAUCACUUCGGAAGUUCCAGCGUCCAACGCUGAAACCAGCGAAAAGAAGCCUGGAAUGGAUACAGAGGUUGAGAGAGCAAUCAGCUAUGCCGACGAUGACAAUAACGACGGCUACGAUGUCAGAAAGGAAAAUCGAUUUGGCGAGGUUACGGUAAUUGAUAACGCAAAAGAUCUGGUUACGCACGUUCUUCACGUUGACGAUAAUCCAAACGACUCCCCAUGGACCUUUCGUGCAAUGGCUAUUGGCCUCAUUUUGUGCAUCUUCGCAUCAGUCCUACAGGAAAUCUUCUACUUCAAGCCCCAAGUCAUCUACGUGUCAGUGGUCUUUCUGACAGUGAUCGCCUACAUCUUGGCCACACCAUUUACUUUCAUCCCACGCCCGAGUGGCAAUGGUGUCAUAGCCCGAGUAUGCCGCUUUCUCAAUCCGGCCGAUUUCAAUUCCAAAGAGCACGCAUUCAUGGUGAUUAUGGGCUCUGCUGGCUCAACAUCUGCAGUAGCAACGCAGAUCAUUGCCGCCCAGCGACUUUAUUACGGAUCAAAUCCGAACCAAGGUGCUGCCAUUUUUCUGGUCAUCGCCUCGCAAUUCCUUUCAUACGGUAUCGCGGGUCUGCUUCGUACCGUCCUGGUUCAGCCAGCCAAGAUGCUCUGGCCGAUCAAUAUCCCCGUCAAUACCUUGUUGGAGACGUUACACCGCGACAAAGUUGAGACCAAGCAACGCUUAAGAUACUUCAGCAUCUUCUUUAGCGGUGCCUUUUUCUGGGAGAUCAUUCCACUGUGGAUCGCACCCAUUUUCCAAGGCAUUUCGAUUCCUUGCUUGGCUCAUCAAGAUAGCCUUGUGUUUACCAACCUCUUUGGCGGAGCGCAGAACAACGAAGGCCUUGGUUUCCUCGGACUUUGCUUUGAUUGGAACUACAUUGCUGGACUGAACUCGCCUCUUUGGUAUCCUCUCUAUACACUGGUCAACAGUUUUACGGGAUAUUUGAUCUGCAUCAUGUUAUUCAUGGGCGUUUACUACGGCAACGUGUGGCAGUCAAUGGACUUCCCAUUCUUGUCUCAGCUGCUAUACGACGGAUCGUCCAACUCAACCAACUUUGUCGAGUACAACCUCACGGCUGUUCUCAACAGUGACAACACCAUCAAUAGCACGCUUGUUGCCGAUCAAGGAUUUCCCUCUCUGUCUGGCACAUAUGUGGUUUAUCUAAUCACAACCAAUCUUGGAAUCACUGCUGCCAUCGUUCAUAUGCUGCUCUGGAAUUAUAGCGACAUCAAAGAGGGCUGGGCGUUUUUGCGACCGUCUAAGUUGCGAAAACUCCUCAGCCCUUCAACUUAUAUGUUCUGGCGGAGGAAUAACGCUGAAUACGAAGAAAAUCGGCGGCAGCUGGCAAUCGCCAACGAUGAAGUGGAUCCUCACUACAAGUUGAUGAUGCAGAACGGCUAUGCUGAGGUACCGAACUGGUGGUAUGGAAUCGUUCUUGUGCUAUCAUUUGUCAUCGGCAUAGCGACCCUGUACUCGAUCAAGUCAACCCUGCCUUGGUGGGCUUUUAUUGUGUCCAACAUUUUUGCCGCACUCUUUAUCCUCUUCUUUGGCGCGCAGAUGGGCCUCACGGGAUUCCAGUUCAACCAGCAGCCCGUCAUUCAGAUGCUGGGCGGCUAUCUAUUGCCUGGAAAGCCCCUGGCCAACAUGUACUUCACUGUGUUUGGAUUCAAUGGCAUUCAACAAGGUCAGUGGCUGCUGCGUGAUCUGAAGCUGGCCCAGUUGGCGCAUUUACCGCCCAAAGCAACCUUUACAGCCCAAAUGCUGGGCACAAUCAUCGGGGCCAUCAUGGACUAUGUGAUGAUGGUCAGCAUUGUGGACAACCAGACAGAAACCCUACUGUCUAUUGACGGUACCAACAUUUGGUCUGGCCAAAAUGUACAGGGGUAUAAUACCCUGGCGGUAGCUUGGUCACUUGCCAAGAACAUGUUUUCGGUGGGCAGCCAAUACCAAUGGGUCACCUUGUCGUAUUUGAUCGGAUUUGCAGCGCCUAUUCCAUUCUGGCUGGCUUGGAAACUCACAAAGUUUGAGUUUUUCCGCGAUAUCAAUACCUCCAUCAUCAUUUGGUACUCUGGCGUGCUUUGCGUCGGCGUCAACUCAUCACUCCUCAUGUUCUUCGGCCUUGGAAUAUUUGCCCAGUUCUACCUCCGCCGCUUCCAUCCCGGUCUUUUCAUUAAAUACAACUACCUGAUCUCUGCUGCCCUGGAUGGUGGUACGCAAGUGAUGGUAUUCAUCCUCAGCUUCGCCGUUUUGGGUGCUAGCGGAACACAACACAAUUUCCCCACAUAUGCGCUCAAUAAUGGUGGAACAAACAAUAACAAAAACAUCGACUACUGUAUGUUUAAUGCCGCCGAUGGUGCUUGA